Molecule: messenger RNA, 1623 nt
Organism: Fraxinus pennsylvanica
Lineage: Eukaryota; Viridiplantae; Streptophyta; Magnoliopsida; Lamiales; Oleaceae
Source: the annotation of a GenBank genome assembly
AUGGCUUCUCUUGUUUCAUUGGCCCUUCUCUCUCUCAUCCUCUUCUUCUCUCUCUCCGCCGCCUCCCUCCACCACCGGAAGACUUCUUCCGGCGGUCUAUCUGCCAAGGAAAUCAUCCAUGAAGCCUGCAAGGCCUCACGUGAUCCACCCACAUGCGAGGCCGCCUUGGCUCAAUCCAAUCACGUGUCUUACGACGCUACAAUUAUGCAGGUAAUUCAAACUGCCAUGUGGGUGUCCUCUCAAAAUCUUAACAAGGCUCAAGGAAUGGUACAGGAGAUUCUGGACGCAUCCACAGGGAAUGAAAACCGGACUAGAGCGGCCAAAAGCUGUCUAGAGGUGCUGCAUUAUUCGGAUUGCAGAAUUAAUAUGACCAGUGUAGCACUCGCCAGUGGCAAGAUCAAGGACGCACGCGCAUGGAUGAGUGCUGGCCUGGCAUAUCAAUACGACUGCUGGGGAGGGUUAAAGUACGUGAACCAGACGUCUCAGGUAAAUCAAACGAUGGCGUUUUUGUAUUCUCUCACCGGCUUGAGCAGCAAUGCAUUGGGCAUGAUUGUCAAUUAUGACCAUUCCGGUGAGAAAACCGAGUCAUGGGCCCCGCCCAAGACCGAGCGGGACGGGUUCUGGGAGGGCGGGUCGGGUGAUUCCGGGUUCGUCGGUGGAGUGCCUUCGGACCUGAAGGCGGAAGUGACAGUGUGCAAAGACGGCGGUUGCACCUACAAGACAGUGCAGGAGGCGGUGAAUGCAGCACCGGAUAACCCGCCAGAGGGAAAGCGGUUCGUGAUAGGGAUCCAUACCGGGGUUUAUAAUGAGACGGUUCGGGUCCCAUUUGAGAAGAAGAACGUGGUGUUCUUGGGGGAUGGCAUGGGCAAAACCGUCAUUACAGGGUCUCUGAAUGUCGGCCUGCAAGGGGUCUCCACAUACAAUUCUGCCACCGUUGGAGUUCUUGGCGAUGGAUUUAUGGCCAGUGGACUUACUAUCGAGAACAAGGCAGGCCCUGAUGCUCAUCAAGCAGUGGCUUUCAGAUCAGAUAGCGAUCAAUCUGUCGUAGAAAAUUGCGAGUUUCUUGGCAAUCAAGACACAUUAUAUGCCCAUAGCCUACGCCAGUAUUACAAGUCAUGCCGCAUUCAAGGCAAUGUGGAUUUCAUAUUCGGAAAUUCAGCUUCAUUUUUUCAGGACUGUCUCAUCUUUCUUUCUCCUCGACAAGUUAAUCCUGAAAAGGGUGAGAAUAAUGCAGUGACAGCCCAUGGAAGAACGGACCCUGCCCAAUCUACCGGAUUUGUCUUUCAAAAUUGUACAAUUAACGGCACUGAUGCAUAUAAUGCUUUGUAUAAGAGCAACCCUCGUGUCCACAAAAAUUACCUGGGAAGGCCAUGGAAAGAGUUCUCAAGAACAAUUUUCAUUCAUUGUACAUUGGAGGCUCUUAUUACACCAGAUGGCUGGCUGCCUUGGGAUGGUGAUUUUGCAUUGAAGACGCUUUAUUACGGGGAAUUCGAGAAUAGUGGUGCCGGAUCUAACACAACAAAAAGAGUCACGUGGAGUAGCGUGAUUCCAGCCGAGCAUAUAAACUCGUACACGGUCCAGAAUUUCAUCCAAGGUGACCAGUGGAUUCCUAAAUCCUCUUGA